Messenger RNA from Halichondria panicea, 748 nucleotides. RefSeq names its product intraflagellar transport protein 25 homolog. Gene Ontology annotation, cellular component: centrosome; intraciliary transport particle B; cilium. The record is from RefSeq and is a predicted model, not a curated record. Gene Ontology annotation, biological process: intraciliary transport. The transcript has 6 exons. Bases 123 to 605 code for a protein of 160 amino acids. Lineage: Eukaryota; Metazoa; Porifera; Demospongiae; Suberitida; Halichondriidae.
CUGGAACCAGAAAGUGCGGUUGAUUAGGAAUAGGUACGUACAAUUUUCAGCAAAUUAAUAACACCUAGAAACUACUAACUUUCUGUUCUCUGCAUGCUCUGUAUUGGUACAGCCUGCAGGCUAUGUCAUCUACAGGAAAUGUUGGCAGUUUUGUAGCUCUGUCUUCGUCAAACGAUGACAGACACCCUCCUGAAUGCAUUUCAGACCGCAACCCGGACACUUAUUGGGCAACCACUGGGUUGUUUCCUCAAGAAGUGGUGAUCACCUUACCUUCUCUCACCAACCUUACGGGUGUCACCAUCAAGUCCACGAAUGUUCGAAAACUGAGUCUUGAAAGAAGUAAGGAAAAUGGGCCAACUGAGUUUCACCCUAUAACUGAUAAAGAGCUUGAGUCAAAGGAAGGACACCUUCAAGUUGAAGAGUUUAGGCUCAAGAGUCCUGUUGAAACCAAGCACUUGAAACUGAUUCUACAGGAGGGUUAUGGACACUUUGCUUUUGUGUACUCUUCAUUUCCAAUAGACCAGCUUCAGAAUCAUGAGAAUUUGUGUGGACAUAAGAAAGUUCCUUUUCUAGUGUGUACUGAGGUAUGUGCACAUGUACUGUAGUAACUAGGUACAGUGAAACCUGUCUUCAAAAGUGACUGUAAACUGCAAUCUAGAUCUAGCACAGUAUUAAACACAUAAUUUUUAUAUACACAUUUUGGCUGUACUAGAGAAGGUGGCCUGAUUAUGAGUAACUUACAAUGAAA